UACGAAUCUAAGAUCGAGUCACUGCAUGAAAACGAAAUAGGAAUUAAUUCACAUAAACUGAUGUAAAUACUUAUCAGAACUGUGGAUUCUCACGUCCGAUUUCUACUUAAACAAAUCUCAAAAUGAAUCGGCAAAGAUCGGCGAAUGCUGGGAUUGAUAAUAAAGUGUAUCGUGAGACGGUUGCAAGAAUGCGUCAAGAAGUUUUAGAAAGUAAAGCAGAGACCCAAAAAGUCCAGGACCAAUUGAACUGCCUGAUACAUCUUGUCAAAAGGGCAUGGCUCGGAGAUCAAGCCGCUGCCAUUCAUGUUGCUAACAUUAUUGGUGUCGCACCCCCAGACACCGUACCAAAACAAACAUUCCAUACUGAGAUACCAUCAACUACAUUCAUUACACAACCAAAGCCUCGUGCCAUCAACAACUGGGCCAUGUUGACUAUAGGAUUACUUAACAAGUUCUAUAAACAGUUAGAAAGAGAAGCAGAAGAAGAGGCCAAGAGACACCUCACAACAAGAAUAGAUUAUUUAGAGGAGUUAUUGAUACACCAUAAAAGUAUGUUAGGCAUUCCAGUUACAAUGAAACCCAGAUCUGUAGGUGAUGUUGAUAGAGAAUUUAUUCAGCAAAGACUGCGAGAUCAGAAAUUUCGGGAAACAGGAGAAAAAGACAAACAUUUAAAAAGGAGGAACCCAGUACACCACCAUUUAUACCGUCCCGCAUCAGGAAAAUCAAGUAACGAGAACAUUGAGAUGGAUGCAGAAACAGUAGAUUUCUUUGUACAUCCACAAAACCAGUCCAAGGUUGCUAAUGGAAACUCUGAUGAUAAAAUUAGGCAUGUUAGUUCAGAGCGAUAUGUCCAGCCUGGUUUGUUUGAUACAGGUGACAUUAUACCAGAUAGAAAGGUUGGAAAAAGACCCGCUAGUGCAAAAGUACAGCAGCAAUCAGAUUCCAUGAGAGCCAGACCUAAAAGUGCAGUGUUGCCUAAAUCGGAAAGACCACUGAAAUACGAAACCACAAGACCCAUCUCUGCUAAAGUCAGCUCAACAACAACAGCAAACCGUGCGAAGUCGGGGAAAGGGAACCGAACGAAUGAAGAGAAGAAGAAAAAAUCUGUCCUUUAUUUUCCCGUGGAAACGACCAAUCAGUUUGCUCACAAUGAUACAGUGUCAGACGAUCUGAAAAAAGUACAGCAAAUGGAAGAGGAAUUCCGGCAAAGAGCAAAGGUGCUUCAGCAAAAAUUAGGAAUAUCAAAUGAUGGGGCAAUAUAAGUGAGAAGUGGAACAGUAUUAUGAGCAAUUUAUACACAUAAAAAUAGGAAUGCCUGAAAAAUAGUGCAUUCCUCCAUAGAGGGCGCUGCACAGAAUCAGACGUCACAUUACUUUGUGUGCACUUGGUGAAUGUAAAGAUUAUGACAUGAAUACGGCUGGUACAUAUUGAUU
This is a messenger RNA of Saccoglossus kowalevskii, 1433 nucleotides long. RefSeq lists its product as uncharacterized. The record is from RefSeq and is a predicted model, not a curated record. NCBI's taxonomy places the organism in Eukaryota, Metazoa, Hemichordata, Enteropneusta, Harrimaniidae.